CGGGAACAGUUGUGCGCAGUCCAGGUGAGUGGAGAGAAGAGGUGACACAGAAGCGUGUGCAGCCAUGAGGGAGGGCAGGUUUGCCAGUGCAUGAGGAGGAGAAUAAAAGCAAAAGGAGAGGCCCUGCUGCUUAACCCUGCGGCUCCUGGGAAGAAGCAGAGAAACGGAGAAGCAGAGAAAGGAGAGAUUGGGAAGAAGCUCCAUCGCCAUCUCCCAGCCACAGAAUUUCUUCACUUGGGAAUCAUCCUUUUCCAGCCAACUUCUGCCUCCAGUAAACACCCUUCCUGUUAUCUCCAGAGUCCCAGGAUGUUCAAGGAAUAUUUCCAGUACAAGGGGAUCAGUUUCCCUCAAAUUAUCUACUCAGGACAGGUGCUGCAGAUGGUGGAAAACAACUUCCAAGUUCGGGACGACGAUAUUUUCAAUGUCACCUACCAAAAGUCAGGGACCGUGUGGAUGCUGGAGAUUUUAAGCCUCAUCCGUAGCAACGGUGACCCCAGCUGGUGCCGGACAGUCCCCAACUGGGACCGGGGGCCUUGGUAUGAGACCGUGAUAGGAUACAGAAUAGCUUUGGCCAACAAGUCGCCACGCAUUAUCAGCUCCCACCUGCCGGCACAGCUCUUUGCAAAGUCCUUCUUCAAAUCCAAAGCCAAGGUCAUCUACACAGUCAGGAAUCCCAAAGAUGUACUGGUAUCCCUCUACCAUUUUGCCUCCAUGUUUCGUCCCUAUAAAGACCCCGGCACCUUGGACCAAUUUCUGGAGGGCUUCCUAAAGGGAGAUGUGCCUUUCGGAUCCUGGUUUGACCACGUUAAAGGCUGGCUGAACUUGAAGGACAAGGAAAACUUCUUCUUCAUCACAUACGAGGAGCUGCAAGAGGACCUGCGGGGAAGCGUAGUCCGUAUUUGCCAGUUCCUGGGCAAGGACUUAGACGAUGCAGCCAUAGACUCAGUGGUGGCGAAUGCCUCCUUCGAGGCCAUGAAAAGCAACAAGAUGUCGAAUUUCUCCCUCUCGCCCCGCUUCCUCAUGAACCAGAAGAAAAGUGCUUUCCUCCGCAAAGGGAUAUCCGGCGACUGGAAGAACCAUUUGACCACCACGCAGAGUGAAUGUUUUGACCAGGUCUACCAGGAACGCCUACGAGAUUUAAACGUCACGUUUCCAUGGGACAAAGAAUGAAUCUGGCCUUCCCCGCUGACUCUCUCCAACACCGGACUAAUUUAAUAACUCAAAGGGAUACCAACAGUGUCUCAGCACAACAAGCUGUAGAUUAGUGGGGACAUCUGGGGUGGGCCAGAACUCCUGGAACUGUGGGAGGAGAAUGGGGUGUAGUCAGAACUGGAGUCAGGGCUCCAGGAAGGGAGUGAGCUGUGGCGGAUUAGAUUCCAGAGGUCACCCAACUAUGGCUCUUAAGCCCUGAGUAAUCAGGCACAUGGCCAUGAAGGCGCAUGAUGCAGCAACCUUGCUGAAGCUAAGCAGGUCUGGGUGUGGUCAGCAGAAGACCACCUGAAUAGCCCUUUGUACGAUGUCUUGAGUUCCAUGAUGGGAGAAAGGAUGUAUUGAAAUAAAAACAAACCAAU
Molecule: messenger RNA, 1571 nt
Organism: Lacerta agilis (Sand lizard)
Lineage: Eukaryota; Metazoa; Chordata; Lepidosauria; Squamata; Lacertidae
Product: sulfotransferase 2B1-like
Exons: 7
Coding region: 91-1170 (359 amino acids)
Biological process (GO): sulfation
Cellular component (GO): cytoplasm
Molecular function (GO): sulfotransferase activity
Source: RefSeq, a predicted model, not a curated record